Porites evermanni is the source of this 3006-nucleotide messenger RNA. Lineage: Eukaryota; Metazoa; Cnidaria; Anthozoa; Scleractinia; Poritidae. The record is from the annotation of a GenBank genome assembly.
AUGAUGGGAUUGAUACUACUUGUCGUCCUUUUAGUGAUCAUGCUUGUCCCAUCGUCCUUUGCGGAGGAGGAAGGUUUCUGUGAUGCAAAACCGCUGGGAAAAUACUGCCUCCCGGAUAAUUCAGGCUGGAGGGAAUGCUUGAUUGAUUCCUUAGAUCAGCCGGCGGAAGAAAUACAUAAGUGUCCACCUGGGCUGAAGUAUGCAUGAGGUUUUUUUUUUUAAUGUAGAUGUCUAGGAAUGUUUUUCACCCUUUAAGACCUAUUUCGUCGAAACGCGGCAAUGAAAUGCGUAAGCCUUAUAGUAGGAAGGAUCAAGGUGGUGUUACCACUGUCUGCAUGGAUGGCUAGAGAAGUGCCACGUUCAAUAGAUUAAAGUAUUAUUAAUAGCUAUAAGGCGCGUCUCAUCCUUUGAUGUAUCAAAAAAGGUAACACUUAAGCUCUCGAUGUCCACGUAGGCCCCGGUGUCAUGGUCUAUCUGACAUGUGCCGUCAUCGGUCUGGGUGGGCGAAGUGUGAUCAAAGCAUGAACUGAAUUGGCUGCUGGAGUCGCCGCUAGAGACGUUUCGCGCGGUGGAAGAAGAAGACACGAAAAUUUAUAUUUGGAACCGCAUGACUACCAGAUUUAUUAUGUAAACAUUGAUUUGCGUCAUCAGUAUGGAAUUUCUGCAGCUGAGUCGCAGACGUUCCUCCGCGCGAAACGUCCAAAGCGGCGAAGAGCGCGGAGAAACGGAUGUUUUCGCAGGCUGAGCUAUUGGCUGUUGGCACCGCGUUUUUUUUCCUUCGUGCGGAGCCUCCUCAAAGAGGCCAUCAUAGAGGCUGUCCCCUUACCCCGUCUGAGCAUUUUGCAAUUCUUUGAACUAAACGUUAAUAAUUCUACACUAAAAACAGAGGAUCUCUACUAUUUUGGUUUUCAAUUAAUCAAGCAUGCCACUGUUCUCUAAUCGUUAAUUUUUAACCCUAGGCUGAUUUUACUCUGAGCGUUAUCCCAGAAAAUCAGACUCAAAUCAGUCUUAUGUGUGAUAUUCUAUUAGGUGCUUCUGUAAGCCUGAACAAGGUCUGUGCAGUACGCACAAAAAUAAUCCUUGUUCACGCUCCAUCGAGGAGCCUCAACGACCUGAAUUUCCCCAGUCUUACUUUGGCGUUAUAUUUGUAACCGACGCAUUUUGCGACAAAGACGGCUGCGAAGGUCGCAUUGUGGUGAGCGAAAAAUACCGGGAUGACAAAAAUGGAGGAAGAUCACGUGAAGACCUCGUGAUGGGAUUGACACAGCACAUGACGGUAAUAAUUGUACCGGAGGAAUCAAAAUGGGCACAGGUAUUUUAAAAGAUGUCGAUAUUAGCAAAACAUGAGAAUACAGAAGUCUCUCCUCCAUCGCUCCUUGCCGCUAGGGAUCGGACGUUUCGCGGGAGAGUUUCUCCCCUAGCAUCGAGGUGGAAGGAGAGACGGCUGUAUUCGCAGGCUAAUAGGAAGCUUUAAAGCUACGACGACGGCGACGAAAAGAGAACGGCAAAAAAGGAAUAGGUUUAGAUUGGUAAAACAACAAUUGCACCUGCAUCACGCUUUUUUUUUUUCUUUUCAUCACUACACCAUUACGACGUGAAACUCCUUAAUUUCACGUUCUGUGGAGGACGUCGAACACCACACACGAUUUUCUUUUUCUUCUUGUGAACUUACAUGCAGUCUUUUAGAAUUCAACUCCUGAAAAAAUCGCUAAUAUUUGGCAAAUGAAAGAGUUGGAAUAAGGGCGAUGAAGUUUGAAACAGCGUGAACUCCCACUUUUUGGGAGACGUUUUCGGGGCCGUUACCGUCUUCGUUGCAUAACCUCCCUUUAUAAUAUAUUAGCACACUAACUCAAAACGUUUUCUUUACGCACUAACGCAGGUCGAUCGCUUUAUCGAGUCGACCGGCCUCUUGAGACUUUAUACUUGCUGUAAGCUUUUAAUACGUGUUUACAAUCUAUUUAAAGCAAUUUCAGAGACUUUAUACUUGCUGUAAGCUUUUAAUGCGUGUUUACAAUCUAUUUAAAGCUAUUUCAGUUUCAUCUUACGAGACACCAUAAACUUACUAUGCAAUAAGUUCUGGAUAUCCUGAAGAUAUCCUGUUAUGAAAUGUAUUGUCUCAUUUCUUCGAUUUUAUGGCUAUGCCUUGUGACUGGUCAAAAAAAAAAAAAGGAGAAGCACGCCCCAAGCCCAUCGUGAUUUGGACAUAACAAUUAUUAAAAGACGUUUAACCUUGUUUGCCGCAGCAAACAGGGGUAGUUACUUUUUAAUUUUAAUCAUUCAUCUCUAUUAAUUGAUCUCUCUUUUCAGUACGCCAUUGACUUAAAGGAAGGAGGCCCUUUGUGUAACAAAACAAUCCUCCCUGAAUUCCGAGGCCUCACGAAGGUUCCCGACAAUUUCCGAUUCAAUGGCACAGUAGAGAUUCUCGGCGUGCCAUGCGAGGACUGGAUUUACGAAGCCAAUAGUCAGAGCAACUUUUCUGCUGUCAGGGAUAAAACUCAGAGCUUCGGCGUUAGCCAAACGGCCCGCGACAAAAUCCUCACUCGUCUGACAGAGGACUUAGCCGUCCGCCAAGGAGAGAACGGAGCCGGGCCAAUCACAGAGGUUCAUCAUAUUUACGUGGCAAAAAUCAACGGCACCAACGUCCCGCUUAAGGUGGAAUUCGCCAUCUCCAUCCCUAACCAAAACAUUUUUACACAUUACAAAGAAUUCAUGGUGGCCUACUACCCUAACAAGUCUAUCAGCAUCAACAGCGAGUCCCGGAUGUUUGUAAUCCCGGAUGCGUGCAGUAACCAGGCAGGAGAUGACGUCACACCAGUGGACAUCAACACCAUCAAGCGACAGAAAAACCAUCAUCCAGAGGAAGAGAUUUAUGACGGGGACGAUUACAUGGAAUCCAAGCGAUUUGUUGUGCCUUCAAUGAGAAGCGCAAUGCUUCACUCGUCGGAUCUACUGGAACAAUACAGGAUAGCUGGUCACGUGAAGAAAGAGGCAAAAGGCUUUUAUUAA